AUGCCAGCACGCCGUGUCUGGAUCGAGAUUAGUGAUGAUGACGAUGAAAAUUAUGAGUACCCAGACUCAGCAGGAAUUGACGACGAAGAAAGUGAAACGUUCUCCGAGACCUCUAUGAAUGAGGACGCGGAUUCAAAUGAGCAAGAUAGCUGUGAUGAGACAUCCUCAUCGGGAAGUGAGAAUUCAGAUUCACACAUAGAUGAUCUUGAUCUUGAUCAGGAAGUUGCAGAGCUCCAGGAUGGCAUGCCAGAAUCCUCAGAUGACGAUGAAGAGGAAGAUUCUCUAGAGCCCGAUGAUACUCUCGCCGAUGAUACAAUUGAGCUUAGGAAAUCUCUUCAAGCCCUUCAGACGAAAGAAGCAUUGCGCAUAGGCUAUCCUCCAGAGUUUUGGGCUUCGACGCCAAUACCAUAUGUCGACGAAGGUUCGGCUUUGGACGAUCUUAUGCUAGCAGCAGGGAAUGAUGCUCCUAUGGACAUAGAUCCUACAGACGAUUUCCCUGACUUUAUCGCUACGGAACUUGACGAUUUCUAUGUCUAUCGAUCACGACGGCAUCCGCACCGCGGUGGCUUUCAAGGGCAAUACGAACGGCUUGACAUUGUCGCGAGUGAGCCUGGACAUCAUCAUUGGGUAUUCUCUGGUGUGGUAAAAGACCGAAAGCAACAAAAACAACGCAUCACAGGCUACGUCCAUGGUAUCAGUAUUAGAAAUAUUGCAGACCUCAGCGCGCACACUACAGCAGGAGCCAUCUGGCUGAGAAGCGAGAUCGGCGAAUGGAAAGAUUGUUGGUAUCAGCUCCAGGAACCCUAUUCGGGCUACCGAAUGUUCUGGGUGGAUUUUCUCUGGCUAUCAGACUUCGGGAAACUCUUCAACGACUACCUUCACGAAUCAUCGAAGCUCAAUAAAUUGGUAACGCUGCGAGACUUUCGGUCUAACUUCUGGACUCAGAUACAAGAGUGGCAUGGGGCUGCUCUUAAUAGUUGGUAUCGACAAAGACAGCGCGACCCGAAACAGACAAGAAAGCCGCUCGAUCUAAGAAAAGAUGUGGCUCUGUACAAGGACUUCCUUCGCCAUCUUGUCUUCACUUCCCGUGGUGAUACUGAGAGCCAAAGACGUCAUCCAGUCUGGGAUGAAAUUGUUGCAUUCGAGGUCGAUCCGCAAAGUACAUCUAAGGAAGAGAAGACCGUUGUCACUAGAAAUGUGGCUAGAUGCUUCCAGGAGACGUUCUCUCACUGGCAAAAGAAGUUUCAACUUCUAGAGGUGGUUGACAUAUCUCCUCAAGUGGAAAUCUUUCGAGAAAGCCGUCGUCGACACUACGGGUUUCCCGAUAAAUUAUCGAACCAGAACGCAGGCUUUUCUGGAGAUUCAGAUUCAGAUAGCAAAAUCUCUCUUGUUGAUCAUUUGUUAGAGAAAGCUGGGAUACAAAAUUCUAGGCAAGUUCGCCUAUACGGUGCUCUCAAGAAUAAAGUCGUUAUAGUUCGCGUCGACAAUGACAAACGAAAUGAAGUCGACUUUUGUUAUGCGUGGGUCAGAGAAACUAUAUCACCGACAAAAAUCCGCGUUGUGUGGCUUGUUCGCCCAUUCGAAACACUUUGCGGAGAUGGGUUCUAUCCUCGAGGAAAUGAGCUCUUCUUUAGCUCUAGGUGCAAUUGCGAGCCUGUUUCUAUCCAUGACGUGGUGGAGACCAUAAAUGCAUCAAUAUUCAGUGGCCAAGUAACUGAUGAUACUAAGUUAUUUGUCCAUGGUCUCUUCAACGAAGCUCAGCAAGUCCAUUUAACUGCAGAUCCAACGAAUGUGGUCUGUCAUUGUCAGGACGAAUCCUACGAAGAUCCAAGAGAAGCGGCUAAGCAAUAUCUACCUCACGAUUCCUCACAGAAUACACUACCGAAGCUAAAGGCCUUAUCUCUAUUUAGCGGCGCGGGUCUACUUGCUUGGUCGAUGGCGAGGAGUGGAUAUAUCCAAACUGUGGUUGCGAUUGAGCAGUCGAAGCUAGCAGCUGCUACUUUUAAGGCUAACGAUGAGCUCGACCAGGUGGAGGUAAAGCACGCUUCUGUUAAUCCUUGUCUUGCUGCGGAUUUGCAGAGCAAUAAGUCGCUCAAAAAUUUUGAUCUAAUCGAUGCGGGGACUUCCUGUAAAGGUUUCUCACUACUGAACGCCCUCCAGUCAUCGAAGAAUUCCCAGCAGCAGCAGUCACUUCUUGCAAAUACACUCUCAUGGUUCGAACUCUAUCUGCCAAUUUACGGGAUAAUUGAGAAUGUACCAAACAUGGAUAGCGGUUCCCCAGGCUUAAAUCCGUGUGAGCAAGCAAUUUGCGUCCUGGUAGCUCUCGGUUACCAAGUACGCAAGAUGACAAUUACAGCAUCAACGUUAGGCGGUGCUUCAUCACGCAAAAGGUUGAUUAUCAUGGUCGCUGCACCUUACGCUGAAUUGCCAGAUGAUGUCGCCGAGACUCAUAGUGAGAUGGGUAUGCCCCGGACAAGGACUUGUAAGGAUGUUAUCUCUGGUUUAAGUCCCAUCAAAAACGACACAACUCUCAAUAUUGCCGAUCCAUACCAUGUACCCUUGCAUCGAUUUGGAAUCAAUUGGUCGAAAGGUGUAAAUCUGCGCGAUGUCGUCGAGAGAAUCCCGUCAGAGCCACCAGGACUUGGUCUCGCACAGACGGCAGGAAUGGGUCUAUUAUCCCGAUCUCAGAAGACAUGGUUCCAAGGGCUUACUGACUGGCAGAGGGACCCCAAGAAGAAGACCUUACGCAGGAUCAACAGGAACAAACCGUUCCACACUAUGACCACUCAUAUCGACCCGUUGGAUGCUAAACAUAGCGGGCAAUUUCUCCAUUACGAGCAACACCGCACCAUCUCCUCGAAAGAAGCAGGAAUGGCGAUGGACACCCCCAACGAUUUCCUAAUUAUGGGAACCAUCAAGCAGCAUUACAAACAACAAGGCAAUGGAGUCGCCUGGUCGCGCCCGGAGCUGGCUAGCCCACCCACCGAGAAGAAAAUAGUAUCUUACUCUACGACGAAUGUUACUCCUUCCAAUGUCCCAUCACCUCACUACAUGCAACGAGCAGCACCCAUAUCAGCUGAAUCAACCGCCACACCGCCCGCACUCCACAAGGCGGUCGAUAUCGGUUAUAAAAACUCGACACUGCGGACCAGUAGGAAGAGACAACGACCUGCUUAUGUUGACGAAGAUGACUCGGACAUCGAGUUCAUAGGUUCAACGCCAGUCCGAAAGCAGGUUGAUCAAAAACGAAGAGAUGGUUGA
This is a messenger RNA of Exophiala bonariae, 3261 nucleotides long. RefSeq lists its product as uncharacterized. The transcript is spliced from 2 exons. Gene Ontology annotation, cellular component: nucleus. Gene Ontology annotation, molecular function: DNA binding; DNA (cytosine-5-)-methyltransferase activity. Bases 1 to 3261 code for a protein of 1086 amino acids. Gene Ontology annotation, biological process: negative regulation of gene expression via chromosomal CpG island methylation. Lineage: Eukaryota; Fungi; Ascomycota; Eurotiomycetes; Chaetothyriales; Herpotrichiellaceae. The record is from RefSeq and is a predicted model, not a curated record.